AUGUGGAGUGGAGUGGGCCUAGGACCGGAUCAGGCUCACACCGUCGCAUUUUGGCGUGGCCUGUGGUCAGAGCCCGUAAACCACACCGAGGGCCCUUGGACGGAAGUUGUUGCGAAUCAGUGUGCGAGUAUUACGCCCAUGCACCCCGUCAUCAUAACGGCGGAUGACGUAGCUGAGGCGGUCCGUAGAGCCCCGAACUGGAAAAGUCCGGGACUCGACGGGCUGCAUCACUACUGGCUGAAGGGUUUCAUGGUGUGUCACGCUGUGCUCGCCCGUCAGUUUCAAGAGGCUCUCUACCAGAAGUCGCUCCCUAGCCUAUUCACUACUGGGAUCACUCAUUAG
Molecule: messenger RNA, 342 nt
Organism: Parnassius apollo (apollo)
Lineage: Eukaryota; Metazoa; Arthropoda; Insecta; Lepidoptera; Papilionidae
Source: the annotation of a GenBank genome assembly